AUGUGGUUUGCAGACGACUCCUCCGCGGGCGGCAGAGUCCAACGACUACGCGCUUGGUGGGAUAUUCUGCGACAGAAAGGACCGGCAUAUGGGUACGCAGCAAAUGCUGAGAAAUCAGUCCUGGUUGUCAAGGCCGGUCACCUGACGGAAGCUGAGGACGCCUUUGCAGGGACCGGUGUGCACAUUACCACCGACGGCCACCGGUUUCUAGGUGCUGCACUCGGAUCGACGGAGUUCGUCCAGAGCUAUGUUUCCCAGAAGGCAAACGGGUGGAAAGACGAGAUCGUGUCCUUGGCCAAGAUUGCCGAAACCCAGCCACAGGCUGCCUAUGCAGCAUUCACGCAAGGCCUGAAGCAUCGCUGGUCCUUCCUGUGCAGAGUCAUGGAGUGUGCUGCUGAAAAUCUUGGCCCUCUGGAAGACACCAUCACCAAUGUCCUUAUUCCUGCCCUGUGCGGUAAGCCAGUAAACUCACGUGAGCGAAGGGUCCUUGCUUUCCCAUGCCGUGAAGGAGGCCUCGGCUUAGUCGACCCCACCACCUUGGGCGACCAGUUCCGGGCAUCGGCAGCGAUAACCUCGGCGCUCGUCCGCAAGAUUCUGGACCAGGACACCCAGAUUGGCCAUGUGCUGGACCUGGUACGGUCCACUAAGAGGGAGGUGGCAAGUCGUACCCGCACUUCAACGGCCCAAGCAGCCAAAGAGUUCAUCCUGACGCAGAACACUGAUAUCCAGCUCUGUGUCGGUCUGGCGGCGGAGAAGGGUGCGUCGGCUUGGCUGACCUGUAGACCCCUGAAGGCCCAUGGCUUUGCCCUCUCGAAGGGUGAGUUCCGGGAUGGCCUUGCUCUCCGCUAUGGCUGGCCGCCAGCCCACCUUCCAUCGAUCUGCCCGUGUGGUGCAUCGUUCACCGUCGCCCACGCCUUGUCGUGCUCUCUGGGUGGGUUUCCCUCACUGAGGCACAACGAGGUACGAGAUGUUACGGCUGGUCUCCUCAAACGGGUCGCCAACAACGUCACCACUGAACCACACCUGCAGCCGGUAACUGGGGAAGCAUUCCGCUACCGCUCUGCCAUAACGGACCCCCAGGCUAGGCUGGAUAUAGCAGCGAGUGGUGUCUGGGGUUCCCCGUAG
Molecule: messenger RNA, 1125 nt
Organism: Sycon ciliatum
Lineage: Eukaryota; Metazoa; Porifera; Calcarea; Leucosolenida; Sycettidae
Exons: 2
Coding region: 1-1125 (374 amino acids)
Source: RefSeq, a predicted model, not a curated record